CGCCCUCUUCACGCCGUCCCUCCCUUCGCGCCGCGCACGACGUCGGCGGUGUUGCGCGAUGUUUCGUUACGAGUUCCGUAUCCCGCAGUAUUGAUGAUUUCCAUUUUAGGAAAUCCUGCCGUCUCACCUUAGCAUGCUCGCGAAGCGACCGAGCUGGGGCGUCGCGCGAAUCGUCAAGACCAGUGCCAAGGCGAUCAUACUGUUCGAGGUCACGCUGCUGCUCGGCUCGUACGGAUUCUGGCGUUGCCUCAACACUUCGCAAGAUUUCAGGUAUCGCGUGCACCGACGUUUCCCGAUCAUAUUGGAGGGCUACUACCGCAUCGGGGAGCAGCUGUCUGGCAACACCGACCAGAGGACGUUUGAUUACAAGACCUGGAUGGUGGAGCGCGAUGAGCAUUAAAUCUUCAUGGCGUUCCUGAGGCUUCUUGUGGCGUCGACAGUCCUCGGCGGUGGAAUAGGAUACGCUUUGUUCAAAUUCGCUGCGGCCGACGAGUCGGAGCUUAGAAAGCAUCUCCCGCCGUAUUCGUCAGAGCCACAGAGUAUUUUCAGACGGCCGUACAGGGCAGGAUCUACGAAUGCAGAAAAGCCGAGCGUUAGUUUCAAGGACGACAUAAGCAGCAUUCAGAAAUAGCAUUUGUGUGGUAAAAUGGACCCCGCGGAGCUUAUAGAGGAGAGUUUGUCGGAUCGUCUCACGAAGAGGGACCGGCAGCGGAAGAAUGUUAUCGAGAGGCGGAGGGAGGAGCGGCAGUCGCUCGCCGUGGAGUCCGAGCAAAGCGGCUACUUCAAGGACACGUUUCACUCCUCCUGCAAGAAGAUCAAGGAGAUGCUGGACGACGCGCCUAGCAGCCCGUCCUCGGCGCUGCCGGGGAUCUUCGAGAAGUCCAACAAGGAGAUCCAGCUGCUUAAGAACUAUUUGUCGCAAUCGAAAAUGUUUUUAAAGGUUUACGAUAUAAGGCGCGCGCAAGAGAACCUACAGUCGUUGGAGAACCAGGCUUCCGAAUUGGAGCUGAAGCUCCUGCCUAAGAAGAAGUUCGGUUUCAAGAAUCGUAGAAUCGUUAAGAAACCCACCGACAAGGGGCACGACAUCACGGACGGUUUCAAGGACCUCAAGAUAUCCGAGAGCAUUGUGAACGGCUCCGGCAAGCAGAACAAUAAGUUGUCAAGCAAGUACGGGGACAGCGCCUGCAUGCUGCUGGGCAAGGUGAACGAGCGACUGGUGCUGGACGCGGAGAAUGUGAAUAAGAACGACAUCCUACUCUCCGACUUGGUUCGCUGUACCAUACGGAUAUACGGUACGCCGAGCACCCUGCACAUGGUGAACCUAAAGCAGUGCACUGUAUUAGUCGGGCCGGUGACGUCCUCCGUUUUCGUGCACGACUGCAGUGACUGUGUAUUCGCUUUCGCGUGCCAGCAGCUGCGAUUACACUCGUCAACGGACUGUACCAUUUAUUUACACGUCACGAGUAGGGCGAUCAUAGAGGAUUGCACCAAGAUACACGUAGCACCUUACAACUGGUCUUACGAGGAUCAGACGAGUCACUUUAAUCUAGCCGGCCUCGAUCCAAAGAUUAACAAUUGGAACUGCAUCGACGACUUCAAUUGGCUGUCUAGUGAGAAACAUUCGCCGAAUUGGUCGAUCCUCGAACCGGAGCUUCGAGUGAAAGCGUGGGAUUGAGCGAGAUAACUUGUAAAAUAAAGAGGAAGAGAGCAAUUAAAGCUAACUCGUAGUAGCGAAAAUGUUUUCAUGGAAACCUGAUUCUUCUUUCUCCGGAACGUCGGUUUAUUUACGUAAAUAAAAUCAUCUACAUAUAUACCGUGCUUUUUCACAAGGUGCAAGUUAUAUAUGCAAGUUUUAUAUAUUUACGAGAUAUAUCUAAUAAAUUUACUGUUUGUCAAUAUAUACAGGGUGUCCUAUUUUACAAGUCACACCUAGAUAACUCUGGAAAAAUCGUUGCAGGAGUCGUAUCGUGUGAGAAACAUCAUAUGCUUCUACGUGGAGUGUAAUGAAACUUCUUUGCUAAAACUUUUCCAAGUUGCUUAGGUUUGCUUUUUAAAAUGGGACAAUCCCUUCACAUAUAUAUAUACAAACAUAUGUAUAUAUUAUAAA
Messenger RNA from Vollenhovia emeryi, 2107 nucleotides. RefSeq names its product tubulin-specific chaperone C (gene TBCC). Gene Ontology annotation, molecular function: tubulin binding. The transcript has 3 exons. Gene Ontology annotation, biological process: post-chaperonin tubulin folding pathway; tubulin complex assembly. NCBI's taxonomy places the organism in Eukaryota, Metazoa, Arthropoda, Insecta, Hymenoptera, Formicidae. The record is from RefSeq and is a predicted model, not a curated record. Bases 647 to 1675 code for a protein of 342 amino acids. Gene Ontology annotation, cellular component: cytoplasm.